Molecule: messenger RNA, 1389 nt
Organism: Carlito syrichta (Philippine tarsier)
Lineage: Eukaryota; Metazoa; Chordata; Mammalia; Primates; Tarsiidae
Gene: SACK1E
Product: family with sequence similarity 83 member E
Exons: 6
Coding region: 1-1389 (462 amino acids)
Source: RefSeq, a predicted model, not a curated record
AUGGCAGCCUCCCAGCUAGCAGUGCUGGACGGCGUGGAGCCCGGGGCCGGGGUGCUGCCGCUGACCGAGGCCAGCCCCAGCUUUCUGUACUCCGAGGGUCAGCGGCUGGCGCUGGAGGCCCUACUGAGCAAGGGCGCAGAGGCGUUCCAGGCCUGUGUGCAGCGCGAGGGGCUGCGGCCCUUUCUGAGCACGGAUGAGGUCCGGAACUUGGCAGCGGCCGCCGAAGACUGGACAGUGGCCAAGCAAGAGCCUGGUGGGACAGCCGAGGGCGCCACCGCUGAUGGGGACAGGAGCAGCUUGACCUACUGGCCCGGGCAGUCAGAGCGGCCGGCGCCCCCCCUGCAACUGGGCUGGCCGGUGGACUCAGCCUGGAAGGGCAUCACGCGGGCACAGCUGUACACCCAACCCCCCGGAGAGGGCCAGCCGCCCCUCAAGGAACUGGUGCGCCAUGAGAUCCAGGUCGCCCACAAGAUGGUGGCCGUGGUCAUGGACAUCUUCACCGACCCAGACCUGCUCUCGGACUUGGUGGACGCCGCCACGCGCCGCUGGGUGCCUGUCUACCUGCUUUUGGACUGCCAGCACCUACCCGCCUUCCUGGCGCUGGCCCGGCAGCUGGGGGUGAACCCCUGGGCCACAGAGAACCUGGACGUCCGCGUCGUACGGGGCUGCAGUUUCCAGAGCCGCUGGCGCCGGCAGGUGAGCGGCCAGGUGCGGGAGAAGUUUGUGCUGCUUGACGGUGACAGGGUCAUCUCGGGAUCCUACAGCUUCACGUGGAGCGACGCACGCCUGCACCGAGGCCUGGUCACCCUGCUGACCGGGGAGAUUGCGGACGCCUUUGGCCUCGAGUUCCGGACACUGUACGCGGCCUCCUGGCCACUCCCACCGGCGCCCACCCAGGGCCCCUCGGCCAGCCGCCUGGCGGCCUGCCACAUCUUCGAGGGAGACAGGAAGGAGCCCCCCACCGUCCCCGGGCCCGCCCUCAGCGACAUCCUGAGGAGCGUCCAGCGCGCCCGGACCCCCAGCGGCCCCCGGGCCCGGCCCAGCCGCUCCCUCUGGGACCUGAGCCGCCUGUCCCAGCUGUCGGGCUCCAGUGAGGGUGACAAUGAGCUCAAGAAGUCUUGGGGCUCCAAGGACACCCCAGCCAAGGCCCUGAUGAGGCAGCGGGGCUCCGGAGGGGGCCCCAGAGGCGAGGCGGACUCCCAGCCCCUGGCCUGGUCUCAGCCCUGGGGCAGUCCCCUGCCCCUGGUCUCUCCCAGUCGCCGCCGCCUGGGCUAUCUGUCCCCAGCCCGAAGGAGGUUUGGUGAAGACACUGCAUCCAAGCUUCCGGAACCCAGAGGCCUGGGGCAGCCAGACUGGUCCUCCUGGGCGGCACGUGGUGGGCAACCCUGA